ACCUCUUUCCAUUUCUUCCCCCUCCCACUUCCCACUCACGCACAUCCCCUUUCCCCAGUGCUAAUUUCCAUCCAACAACUUCCUGCCUGAAUUCCAUCAAGUUCCCACCUGCCAUCCGCACUGCGUUGCUGCAAAUUGAGGGUAAGUAAGCACUUAAACAAAAUGUGAUUCGUGCUAACAUGUUUUGCUUAUUUUAGCCACGCAAGAGGGGCCACAAGUAUAACAGAGCAAACACUAGUAGCAAGAAGACUCCUGCAGCCAUUUUUCCGAACUCUAGCAAUGGCAAAUUCUACUAGCGAAAAAUUAGCCAUGGUUAUGACCGCCACUGCCAACCUCGAUAGGGCAUUCGGCGAGAAAUAUAUCCUCAUCGGCGGAGCAUCCUUGAUCUGUCAAGGCUCGCAGCGUGUCACCAUGGACCUCGACGUAUUGGUACCAGCUGAAUGCAUUGAUCGCGUUGCUUUCACCCUCACUCAGUCACAGGACGUUACACGCCGGGCUGGGGUUGUCUACAGCAGAGCAGGCGAGGCUGAGUUCCCGGUUGACAUUCUUCCGCAAAUUAUUGGCGACAAGAGCUUCGAAGAUCUCGAACCAUUCACCAUCACCAUUCUCGGUGGGAUUAAGACCUUGGACCUUCCCAUCUCUUUAGGGAUUAAGAUUCGGUGCUGGUUCAUGCGCAAUGACGAAGUGGAACCUGGCCUGCGCAAGCAAAUUUCCGACCUUGAGGAUAUUGACUUCAUUUGCAACCAGAUGCAGAAAACGAACAGGGUUGUGAAUAACGCUUUAGCUAGUCAUCCCAGUCGGUUGCUAUAAUAUGCAGCUCGUCAAGGAUGCCCUAGAGCACAGGGAAACCCUCGAUCGCUUCCUCUCCGUUGGUGGGAACAAAUUUCAAGUUCCCUGAGAGGAGGAUACAGAUGAACAGCGGGAAUACUACACGCUGCUGAUGGCCCCUAGUGAUGAUGAGGAGGACCAGGUGGAUGUUUGAGAGGAGGUAAGCGACGGAUUUGAAGCCAUUUGUGUUAAUGAGAGUGAAAGGUGAAAAAUCAGUAACACGGAUCUGACCAGCUAGCAAGGACCGCCGAGCCAUUCUUUGCGUUUCCCACGGGCUAUGCCGAAGGCGGAGGAGGUUAUAUAAAUACUACACGGGAAUUGGUCGUGGGAGGUUCACAGGCGGAUGACAGGUUGUCUUUUAUGCACCAAUCGUUUGAGAUUGUAGUCUGUUGCAAUUAACUUCAAUGAAGGUCUGAUAACGUAAGAUUUGGGGCAGAGAGUACGUGUA
Messenger RNA from Tuber aestivum (summer truffle), 1276 nucleotides. NCBI's taxonomy places the organism in Eukaryota, Fungi, Ascomycota, Pezizomycetes, Pezizales, Tuberaceae. The record is from the annotation of a GenBank genome assembly.